AACACACACUCGACGAGUAUAUAUAAGCAAUAAUAGCCAUCACAAACAUUACACAAGAUUGAGACACGAAACACAAAAUGCCAGGACUCACAGCACCUUCCGAUUACUCCCAAGAACCCCCCCGCCACUCUUCUCUUCUCAUCAACGCCAAGGAACCUUUCAAUGCGGAGCCACCGCGUGCUGCGUUGGUUGCUUCCUACGUCACCCCUUCCGAUUUCUUCUAUAAGAGGAACCACGGUCCAAUCCCCAUCGUUGAGAACAUCAACAGAUAUUCCGUGAACGUGUCCGGCUUGGUGGAGCGUCCCAAACAGCUCUUCAUGAAAGAUAUAUGGAUGCUUCCAAAGUAUAAUGUCACUGCCACGUUGCAGUGUGCAGGUAAUCGAAGGACUGCUAUGAGCAAGACCAAAACAGUGAAGGGAGUUGGCUGGGAUGUUUCUGCUAUUGGAAAUGCUAUUUGGGGUGGAGCCAAAUUGUCUGAUGUUCUUGAACUCAUUGGAAUUCCAAAGUUGACUAGUGUCACUGAAUUUGGUGGAAGACAUGUGGAAUUCGUAAGCAUUGAUAAGUGCAAGGAGGAAAAUGGAGGCCCAUACAAGGCUUCAAUACCACUCAGUCAGGCCACAAAUCCUGAAGCAGAUGUUCUACUAGCUUAUGAAAUGAAUGGUGAACCUCUUAACAGGGAUCAUGGGUAUCCAUUACGUGUGGUUGUUCCUGGUGUCAUUGGAGCCCGGUCUGUUAAAUGGCUGGAAGAUAUCAAUAUCAUUGAAGAAGAAUGUCAGGGUUUCUUCAUGCAAAAGGACUACAAAAUGUUUCCACCAUCAGUGAAUUGGGAUAAUAUUGAUUGGUCUACCCGGAGACCCCAAAUGGAUUUCCCAGUUCAGUGUGUUAUAUGUUCUCUUGAAGACGUGAGCACAAUAAAGCCUGGGAAGGUAAAAAUUAGUGGAUAUGCAGCAUCAGGAGGUGGCAGAGGCAUUGAGAGAGUAGAUGUGUCUGUUGAUGGAGGCAAAACAUGGAUGGAAGCCUCAAGAAUUCAGAAAAGUGGGGUUCCUUAUAUAUCAGAACAUGCCAGCAGUGACAAAUGGGCAUGGGUGCUGUUUGAAGUCACAGCUGAUAUCCUUCACAGCACUGAGAUAAUUGCAAAAGCGGUAGAUUCUGCUGCAAAUGUCCAACCUGAAAAGGUUGAAGACAUUUGGAACCUUAGAGGUAUUUUAAACACUUCAUGGCAUCGAGUGAAAGUUCAAGCGAGUUACUCAAACCUGUAAAAGUAGCACCAACUUCCCAAUCGAGCCUUUAUGACUCUCUCCCCCAACAAUGCUUGGUGGAUUUUGAAGCUUCUCUGUCUGAACUAUGAACACUGAAAACACCUGAACAGGCAUCGCAAUCAGUUGUAAAAAAGUCUUUAUACAAAUAAGCUAUAGGCAAGGGAUUAUAAGAAAAAUCCUUGGGUUUCUCAGAGUUUUUCAUGGAAUAUCUGUUCUUCGUUUCUUCGAGGAAAUAAUUUGAGAUCGUAAACAUGAUUCGUCUGGCACUUUGAAUUUCACUAAUCUUAUCAUUUUGGUCA
Glycine soja is the source of this 1558-nucleotide messenger RNA. RefSeq names its product sulfite oxidase. The record is from RefSeq and is a predicted model, not a curated record. The transcript is spliced from 12 exons. Gene Ontology annotation, molecular function: oxidoreductase activity; molybdenum ion binding. Bases 78 to 1259 code for a protein of 393 amino acids. Gene Ontology annotation, cellular component: mitochondrion. Lineage: Eukaryota; Viridiplantae; Streptophyta; Magnoliopsida; Fabales; Fabaceae.